UAUCUGAGAUCUUCACUGAAACUGUUCCAAGCGACCACUGGUGCGAGACUGUACAAUAAUCUUUCUAAACUCUCGAACAUCAGUCUACAGAUCAAAAUGGAAAAAAUGCUUGCAAUUAUUGCAGUCAUGUGCUGCAUUCAAACUGUUGUUGGGUAUCCAGGUGGAGCUCCUACUACACAGUGUGUACAGAUGACUCCACAAUCUCCUCAUGGUUCAAGUCAGGCAACAGCUAGUCCGUAUCAGAUCACAACUAAUGCUUCAUCUGGAUAUGUGCCUGGGCGGACAUAUACAGUGACCAUUUCAAAGAUCAGUGCGUCAACACCUGAUUUCAAAGGCUUUCUUUGUCAAGUUCGUCAAGUUGGUUCAACUACUCCCAUUGGAACAUUCGCUGUUGCUGAUGGAAACAAAGCUCAGACCAGAGAUUGUACAUCAACUGCUAGUUCUGUGACACACAAAAACAGGAACACAGUUACUGAUCAGACUUUCUAUUGGACAGCAAGUGCUAGCCCUUUGGGUGUUAGUACACAACUGUUUGUUAGAUGCACUGUUGUUCAACAGUUGGCCACAUUGUGGGUAGGCGUAGCGUCAACUACAUUUCAAGAACUUGCUUUGCCGGUGAGCACUAUCAAUAUCGCAGCCACCAGCGCAAGUGUUAUCACAACUGCCAGAACUACUGCUGCAAUGACUGCCGGAAUGACUGCAACAGUGAUGUCUGAUUCAGCAGGAAGGCAAACCACAGUUUUAGCAGCAAGUCAGAAGUCGACUUCACCAGGAAAUGGAAUAUCUUCAUCACCAACAAGCAAGAGUGGUGGCACAGCUGCAGGAUGCUUGUCUUCUCUGCAGUUGCCAGUCAUUUGCUUUCUUGCGAUUGCUGCGUUUUUUCUGUAGUCAUCUUCAUUGUGACAGCUUUGUUCAUUAAUUGCAAUUUCUGUGUGUCGUAGUGUUUCCGAUAUACAACAAUGUCUCAUGCAGGAAUGAUUAGAGUGACAGAACUAGCAGACAUUUUUGUAAAUGCUGUUGUUGUUGUUGUUUUUGUGGUGGUGGUGGUGUUGCAUAUGGUGGUGGUGCUGGUGUGGUUUUAUUGUCUUUUUAUACAAGCAAAAGAA
Molecule: messenger RNA, 1106 nt
Organism: Corticium candelabrum
Lineage: Eukaryota; Metazoa; Porifera; Homoscleromorpha; Homosclerophorida; Plakinidae
Product: putative defense protein 3
Exons: 6
Coding region: 97-888 (263 amino acids)
Cellular component (GO): membrane
Source: RefSeq, a predicted model, not a curated record